UUGCAAUAAAGAUCUGAACUUGAGAGAGAGAGAGAGAGAGAGAGAGAGAGAGAGAGAGAGAGAGUAGGGUUUUGGGUUUAGAAUCAGAAACUGCUGCUGAAGAAAAUGUUGAGAUCCCUUUUUUGGAGAUCGCAAAAUGCGACUCGGAACCUCGCCGUGACUCGAUUCUCGAAGAAGAAGACCCAGACUCCAUCGCUAAACUCCAUUUCCAGAUUCUCAUACCUCGAGUCGUCUGGAAAUGCUUCUACUCGAAACAUCAGGUUCUUCUCCGGGAGCCCUCCUACGGAAGAGAACCCAGUCUCGUUACCCACGGAUGAGAUGCCAAUCUCGUCAGCCGCAGAGCUUACUCUUGAAAAAUCGAAUCUUUCCGAUUUGGGUGUUGCAGAAAGUGGUGAUUUUGAUGUAAAUGGUGGUCUCUCUGUUGAAGCCAUUGGUGGUGUUGGUGAAGAUGGAGAUUCAGAGAUUGUUGCGAUUGAAGCUUCUGAAGAUGGAUCCGUUGUAGAAAAGGGGGAUUCUCAGGUUAGCGAGGUGUACCAAUUUGAUGACGAAAAGUUAGAAUCUGUCCUGUCUCUGUUACGGAGUGAUGAGGAAUCUUUGGAGGUUGGUCUUAAGGCGCUUAAUGUAGACUUGCACUUAGAUUUUGUGGUAAGAGUGUUUGAAUCCCCAGGAAUUUCAGGUAAGAAUCUGAUUAGGUUUUUGAAAUGGGCAACUGAGAAAGAAGAGAUUACUGUUACCACCUCGCUUGUGGAAUCUAUUCUUGUAGCUAUUACUAGUGAUACACGUAGAAUGGAUGCUUAUAGUUUGUGGGAUUUGGUUAAGGAGAUUGGUGAGAAGGAGAAUAGUUGUGUUUUGAAUUUGGAGAUAUUGAAUGAAUUGAUUGCCUUGUUUGGGAAAAUUGGUAAAUCCAAAGCUGCUUUUGAUGUGUUUACUAAAACCGAAGAGUUUGGCUUUACUCCGAAUGCGAAAACAUAUUAUUUGACAUUGGAGGCGCUUUGUAAGCGGUCGUUUAUGGUUUGGGCAUGCUCUGUAUGUGAGAAAAUGCUUGAGAGUGGUGUGUUGCCAGAGGGAGAACAGAUCGGUAACAUCAUAACUUGGUUUUGUAAGGAAGGGAAGGCUGAAGAGGCUUACUCAGUUUACGAAUUGGCCAAGACGAAAGAGAAAUUCCCUCCUCCUAGAUCUGUGGCUACUCUGAUAAGUGCUCUUUCUAAGAACGAUGGGACUAUUACGUUUGCUCAGGAGCUGUUGGGUGAUUUGUCUGGAGAAGCUAGGCGACAAGGGAUAAAACCAUUUUCUGAUGUUCUCCAUAGUUUAUGCAGGAUGAGAAAUGUUAAAGACGCUAAAUCUUUGCUUUUGGAUAUGAUUUCUAAAGGGCCUGCUCCUGGGAAUGCGGUUUUCAAUUUGAUUGUCCAUGCUUAUUCGAAAUCUGGAGAUCUGGAUGAAGCUAAAGAGGUUUUGAAGUUGAUGGAGAGUAGAGGUUUGAAACCAGAUGUGUACACAUACACUGUCAUCAUUAGCGGUUAUGCUAAAGGAGGGCUGAUGAGCGAAGCUCAAGAGAUUCUCGCAGAGGCGAAGAAGAAGCAUAAGAAGCUUAGUCCUGUGACAUAUCACGCACUUAUCCGAGGUUAUUGCAAGAUUGAAGAAUAUGACGAAGCUCUGGAACUUUUGAAAGAAAUGGAUCGUUUUGGGGUGCAGCCUAAUGGUGAUGAGUACAAUAAGCUGAUACAAUCAUUUUGCCUGAAAGCUUUGGAUUGGAAAAAAGCAGAGAUGCUGUUUGAGGAGAUGAAGCAGAAAGGCUUGCACUUGAAUGCGAUUACUCAGGGGCUUAUAAGGGCAGUUAAAGAGAUGGAAUCUGAAGCCAAGGUAACGGAAAAUGGAAACUUACUUGCUGCAGCAUAAAAUUUCGAUCCGAUACUUGUCAAAGUUCUAACAUUGUGGACUAGCUUUUGAAGAUGUUUUUCUUGGUUUGAAAUCCCGGAAGAUACCUGGUUUGUUCUUUUGUUACUGGAAUCAAUCUUUUGUACUCCAGUAUUCCCCAAUAAGCCUUUACAGUGUUCAAUCAAGAUUUUUUUUUUAUAGCUUUCAAGAAGUGAUUCAGUUUACCAUGGUCAUUGUUCUGUUUGUAUUUGGUUUUCUAGUAAGAUAGCAUCUUUUGAUUUUAGCUCA
Messenger RNA from Camelina sativa (false flax), 2163 nucleotides. RefSeq names its product small ribosomal subunit protein mS80 (rPPR6). The record is from RefSeq and is a predicted model, not a curated record. Gene Ontology annotation, molecular function: protein binding; mRNA binding. NCBI's taxonomy places the organism in Eukaryota, Viridiplantae, Streptophyta, Magnoliopsida, Brassicales, Brassicaceae.